GCAAAUUCUCGAAUUUGUAACUGCGCAAUCCUGCGCGACCACAACAGCUAUGGGUACCGGUAAGAAGGAAGCCAAUCGCAAGAUUAAGCAGGGGAAGGUUGGCGAUGGCAUGGCCAAUGUCAAAACGAAGGGUGAAAAUUUCUACAGAGAUGCAAAGAAAGUCAAGUCCUUGAAACGAUUGACAGAAGGCAAAGCUAGACACAAUGCUGCUGGUGAUAUCGUACAAGCUGCGAAGUUCCAAAGCAAGACCCUUCCCUCCGCUAGAGUCGAGCCAAACAGAAAAUGGUUCACGAACUCGAGAGUUAUAUCACAAGAUGCCCUCGCCUCCUUUCGAGAAGCUAUGGCUGAACGAGCAUCCGAUCCAUACAGCGUCUUGUUGAAGACAAAUAAGCUACCAAUGAGUUUGAUCCGAGACGGGCAAGGAAAGAAUGGACUCAAAGAGCACCAAGCAAAAAUGGCUGUGGAAGCAUCGCCUUUUGGGGAAGUCUUUGGACCCAAAGCUCAGCGAAAGAGAGUCAAGAUUGGAGCCAGUUCCUUGGAAGAUCUUGCGGAGCACAGUGUGAAGAGUCAUGAUACUUACCUGGAUCGUCUCGAACAGGCAAAACUGCUCAGCGGCAACUCUAUCGAGACGGAAGCGGUCGGAGAGGCUGCUGAGAUAGACGACGGCCAAAUUACCAGCGCCAGAGAAGCUAUUUUCAGCAAAGGCCAAAGCAAGCGGAUAUGGAAUGAGCUGUACAAAGUCAUCGACUCGUCCGACGUUGUCAUACAUGUUCUGGAUGCAAGAGAUCCCCUGGGCACUAGAUGUCGGAGUGUUGAGAAGUACAUUAGGGAAGAGGCACCACAUAAACACCUGAUCUUUGUUCUAAACAAGUGCGAUUUGGUGCCUACUGGCGUUGCUGCUUCUUGGGUUAGAUUUCUCUCGAAAGAUUAUCCUACACUCGCAUUCCAUGCAUCCAUUACCAAUUCCUUUGGCAAAGGUUCCCUCAUUCAACUUCUCCGCCAAUUCUCUUCCCUCCAUUCUGAUCGUAAACAAAUUUCAGUUGGAUUCAUCGGAUAUCCAAACACUGGAAAAUCAUCAAUCAUCAACACACUCCGAAAGAAAAAAGUCUGCACGGUCGCCCCUAUACCUGGCGAGACCAAAGUAUGGCAGUACAUCACUCUAAUGAAGAGAAUCUACCUCAUUGACUGUCCCGGUGUUGUACCUCCAAGUAGUACAGACACGCCGCAAGAUAUCUUGUUACGGGGUGUAGUCAGAGUAGAAAACGUGGAGAAUCCAGAGCAGUAUAUUCCUGCAGUUCUCGCAAAGACCAAACCACAACACAUGGAGCGAACGUACCAGAUUAAGGCCUAUACUACACAUAUCGAGUUCCUUGAGUUGUUGGCUCGGAAAGGUGGAAGGCUACUACACGGUGGUGAGCCAGAUGUCGAUGGUGUGGCCAAGAUGGUAUUGAAUGACUUCUUGCGUGGUAAGAUUCCUUGGUUCACAGCACCACCUAUCGUUGAAGGCGCGGAAGAAAAGGGUGUUGAGGGCCGUCAAGGAAGACUUGGGGAAAUGGGCAGAAAACGAAAGCGAGACGAUGAAUCCGUCGCGGACACCUCGAUUGCAGAUGUUUCGACACUUGGUGGAGAUGACGCACAGGAUGCUGAAUUUGAAGGCUUCAGUGAUGAUGGUGGUGCGGAGCUUGACGAUGUUGUGGGUGAUGUUGACGAGGCAUUCGGACUCGAUUCAGAAGACGAGGAGAGCGAUGUUGAAUUAGAUGGCGAGGAAGACAGUGAGUCAGAUGGCGAUGGCGGGCCCUCGGAGCAAUUGCAAGAAGAGCUACAUGAUCGUAUCGACGACUCGAAACAAGACUCGAGGAAACCUUCAAAGAAGAAACGUCAAAAGACUUGAAGAAUAGAAUAACAAUCAAACUUUGAUCGCCAAUAAUUUUUAAAAAGAG
Mollisia scopiformis is the source of this 1940-nucleotide messenger RNA. Its product is annotated as NGP1NT-domain-containing protein. Gene Ontology annotation, cellular component: nucleolus. Lineage: Eukaryota; Fungi; Ascomycota; Leotiomycetes; Helotiales; Mollisiaceae. Gene Ontology annotation, molecular function: GTP binding. Bases 50 to 1891 code for a protein of 613 amino acids. The record is from RefSeq and is a predicted model, not a curated record. The transcript is spliced from 3 exons.